Micropterus dolomieu (smallmouth bass) is the source of this 11176-nucleotide messenger RNA. RefSeq names its product vacuolar protein sorting 13 homolog C (gene vps13c). The transcript has 55 exons. The coding region runs from base 1 to 7815 and encodes 2604 amino acids. Gene Ontology annotation, cellular component: extrinsic component of membrane. Gene Ontology annotation, biological process: protein retention in Golgi apparatus; protein targeting to vacuole; mitochondrion organization. The record is from RefSeq and is a predicted model, not a curated record. Lineage: Eukaryota; Metazoa; Chordata; Actinopteri; Centrarchiformes; Centrarchidae.
AUGGUCUUCGAGUCUCUGGUCAGCGACCUGCUCAACAGGUUCAUCGGGGACUACGUGGAGAACCUUGACAAGUCCCAGCUCAAGAUCGGGAUCUGGGGAGGUUCUCCUCUUAAAGUCGGCAUCAGUGUAAACCAGCAGUCAGCUGUUGUUCGGGUGAAAUGGGAAAGUUUGGUUGUUCUGUUUUUGAUCUGUUCAUGUGUUUGUCUGUGUCAGCUCGGCCGUCUGGACUGUCUGUGCGCCUACUGGAACGUUAACAGUCCCAUCUUUUACAAAGGAUCAUGGGAAACUAUCGUGGACCAGCUGAAGUCUGGGAUCAGCACCAAAGACCGGGAGCUUCCUCACUAUCAGUACAUUUUUAAGCCGAUCUUUGCUUCGGCUAAAACGUGCAUCAACCCGAACGCUGAGCUGGAACUGAAAACUCCUAAAGCAAAUCUUCACCUGGAGGUUCAGAACAUCGCCAUAGAGAUGACCAAACCACAGUACCUGAGCAUGGUGGAGGUGCUGGAGUCCAUCGACUGCAUGGUAAAAAACGCCCCCUACAGGAAGUUCAAACCUGAUGUCAACAUGUUCAUCGAUAACUUCCAGACGGCUAAAGAAGCUCUGAGCGCCGCCACAGCUCAGGCGGCGGAGAAGGCGGCGUCCAGAGUUCGGGGCUUCGCCCAGAAGAGUUUCCGUCUGUCCAUGGACAUCAAGCUGAAGGCACCGCUCAUCAUCAUCCCGCAGUCCUCCACCUCCCAUAAUGCCGUGGUGGCGGAUCUGGGUCUGAUCACGGUGGGGAACAGCUUCUCCCUGCUGCCGGCUGAAGGCUUCUGUCUGCCGGCGGUGGUGGAGAAGAUGGACGUCAAGCUGACUCAGCUGAAACUCUCCAGAACCACGCUGAAACAAGACUCCUCUCAGCCUGACUUUAAGAUCCUCCAGCCAAUCAACUUACAGCUGCUCGUCACCAGGAACCUGGCUGCUUCCUGGUUCACCAAGUUUCCUGGAGUCCAGGUCCAGGGGGUCCUGCGGUCCCUCAACAUGAGUCUGGGCGAGGAAGACCUCGGGGUGCUGAUGAUGGUCCUGGUGGAGAACAUCGGGGAGGGGAGUAAAGAGCACAGCAUGGAUGUCAAAAGACAGGUGGCUCAAGAGAAGGCGGAGCUUGCUCAGCAGCCGGUGGAGCUGGUAUCGUUACAGACGGGAUCAGCUUUGGCCACCACCACCAUGAGCCUGACUGAAAACACCGUCAACGUUCUCCUCAAUUUUGAAAUCAAAGAGGUGCUGCUGACCCUUAAGAAGCCCAGAGAGCAGAAGGAGUCACCUUUCCUGGUCUUUCAUGUCGCUCACCUGGGCAUCAAUACCGAAGUCAGGAAGUACGACAUGUGUGCCACGACGUACAUCAACAAGAUCACCAUGAAGUGCCUGGAGUUCGAAGACUCCAGCGGCGAGCCGUUGUGUCUCAUCAGCUCCUCGGUAGAGUCUGGAGCUGAACUGCUCAAAGUGCAGUAUUUCAAGGCCGACCGCUCGGGGCCGAACUUCUGCACAGUGCACAAGAACACGGAACAGAUGAUCAACGUAACCUUCACCUCUCUGGACCUCAUGCUCCACACUGAGGCUCUGCUGUCAGCCAUCAACUUUCUGUCGAUUGCGCUGUCGUCCAGCAGCGUGACGUCUCCAGAGAAGGAGAUCAGACCGAGGACAGAGGACAAGACGGUCUCCACCAAGUCCACCGCCCUGGUGUCACCGGCAGACAGCGAGGUCAUCGACCUGAAGGUGACGAUGACGCUGGGAGCCUUCAACGUCCUGGUCUGCGACCAAAGCUGCAACAUGGCUGACAUCAAGAUCCAAGGUCUUAAUGGCUCUCUGCUGGUGCAAGGACCACAAACUGACAUAUCGGCCCGCUUGAGAGACUUCAUCGUCCUCAACGUUGAUCCCAGAAGCAUCCACAAGAAGGCCAUCUCCAUCGUGGGUGAUGAGGUGUUCAGCUUCACCAUGAGUCUGACGCCCAACGCCACAGAGGGCGCCGGCUACGCCGACACCUCCAAAACCGACGGCAGGGUGAAGCUGAACGUGGGCUGCAUCCAGGUGGUUUACCUGCACAAGUUCAUCGUGUCUCUGCUGAACUUCGCCAACAACUUCCAGAUGGCUAAAGAAGCUCUGAGCGCCGCCACAGCUCAGGCGGCGGAGAAGGCGGCGUCCAGCGUUCGAGACUUUGCGCAGAAGAGUUACCGUCUGGCCAUGGACAUCAAGCUGAAGGCUCCGCUCAUCGUCAUCCCCCAGUCCUCCACCUCCCAUGAUGCACUUGUGAUGGACCUGGGUCUGAUCACGGUGGGAAACAGCUUCUCUCUGCUACCCGUCGAUGGAUGCCCGCUGCCGGCCGUCAUCGACAACAUGGACGUCCAGUUGACGCAACUCAAACUCUCCAGGACCCUUAUGGACCCGGCGACGUGUCCACCCUGCAGUGAGCUUCUGGAACCGGUAAACCUGAACCUGAACAUUAAGAGGAACCUGGCUGCUUCCUGGUACAAGAAGAUGGUCGCUGUGGAGGUCGAUGGACAUCUGAAGCCCAUGAAGGUGGAGCUGAGCCAGAAUGACCUGACGGUGCUGCUCAGGAUCCUGAUGGAGAAUCUGGGAGAGGCUGGUGGUCUGGAGCCUCCCGCCCCGAGACAGGAGGCCAGCGUGCAGCUCCGGGCGGCCGGAGGCCCCCCUGCAGGGGAUGCUGGGAAGCCCGCUGGAAGCAGUGACGAAGAGGAGGACGAAGCUGUGGAGACCAUGAAGUUUAACUUCACCAUCGAGUCUCUUGGUCUGAUUCUGUACAGCAAUGACCCAAAACAGCCGUUGGACCUGCAGCACCAGGAGAACCUGAGACUGGGCGAGUUCGCGCUCCACCUGCUGAAGACUUCAGGGAAGAUCCUGGCCAACGGCAGCAUGGAGGUGUCCACUGUCCUCAGCGCCUGCACGCUGGACGACAUGAGGACAGGCAUGGACAGGGUGACCUCACGCAUGGUGGGGCGGAGAGACAAGGAGAGCUCCGAGGCCAUGGUGGAGGUGACGUAUCGACAGAGUGCUGCAGAACGGGAGGUGGUGGCUGUGCUGCAGAAACUCUACCUGUGUGCCAGCGUGGAGUUUCUGAUGGCCGUCGCAGAUUUCUUCCUGCAGGCUCUGCCACAGAGUUCCACUCGGACCACCGCCUCUGCACCGAGCGACAGACUGCCACUGAGACAGACCGCCGAGCCGCGAGCCGACAGCAAGACCGCCUCGAUGGUCAGGACUCGUCUUCGGGCGGUGGUGGUGGACCCAGAGGUGGUGUUUGUAGCCAGCCUGAUGAAAGCGGACGCCCCCGCUCUCGUGGCCUCAUUUCAGUGUGACAUGACCCUGCAGGCCGAGGAGGACGCUACCCAGAACAUGAGAGCCAACCUGAGGGAGCUGAAAGUCCUGGCCUGCCCGUUCAUCCAAAACAAGAAGGACAAGGCUGUUACCACUGUGUUGAGACCCUGCUCACUUGCCCUGGAAACCAAAACCCACGCUAACCAAGGACUGAGCGGCUCUGUGAUGGUGGAGGAAGUCAUUAUCAAGAUCUCACCGUUCAUCCUCAACACGGUGAUGACAAUAACAGCCGCCAUGACGGCCAAGCAGUGUGACGAGCAGAGUCAGGAGUUGAGGCCGGGCGUCGACGACCUCUGGUCGGUCAUGAACAUCUACGGCUGUAAUUUCUGGUUCCUGGGAGUGGACCAGGCUGCUGAGAUCACCGAGAACUUCAGAGAGCAGGACGGACACAACGAGGGCGAGAGCUUUGCUGCAGAGGUCAAGGUGGUCCAGGUGACUCUGGAGUCCGGUUUGGGUCAUCGGACCGUCCCUCUGCUGCUGGCCGAGUCCUCCUUCAAUGGAUCGGCCAAAAACUGGUCGUCUCUGCUGCAGCUGAGAGCCGACAUGACGCUGGAGGUUAACUACUUUAAUGAGCUUCAUGCAGUGUGGGAGCCUCUGAUCGAACGAGUUGACAGUGGCAAACGCAGAUGGAACCUGCAGCUCGAGAUGAAGAACAACCCGGUCCAGGACAAGAGUCCCGUUCACGGAGACGACUUCGUCAUUCUUCCUGAACCUCGCACAGCCAUCAGCAUCUGCUCCAAAGACACCAUGAACAUCACCGUCUCCCAGUGCAGCCUCAACGUCUUGUACAACCUCGCCAAGGUGUUCUCAGAGGGCACAGCCUCCACCUUCGACUCCUCUUUGAAAGAGAAGGCCCCCUUCACCAUCAGAAACUCUCUUGGGAUUCCUCUCAUCGUGCAGCACAGCAGCAACCUGAGGCCGGUGGGGUCAUCAGCGCAGGGACGGAUACAUGAGCUGUCCGUGGAUCAGAGCAUGGACCUGGAGCACUCUGUGUUCGAGCCGUCAUCACGGGGCAAACUGUCAGCUCUGCAGCGGCAAGAGAGCUGCCUGUUCCACCUCACCAUCGUUCCCUCCGGAUACAGCGAGAUCUCCAACAUCGCUGUAGACAAACCGGGUCGACGUCUCUACAACAUCCGUAGUCCGUUGAUACCGGAGGCGGUCUCUGUGCUGCUGCAGAUCGACGCUGCAGAGGGCAACAAGGUCAUCACUGUCCGCUCGCCGCUGCAGAUAAAGAAUCACUUCUCUGUGCCGUUCACCAUCCUGAUGUACUGUCCAAAGUCAAGAAGCCUGCAGAGCGUCGGACAGGCCGAACCUGAGAAAGAGUUUCACAUCGCCUUAGAAACAUACAGAUGUCAGCUGUUUGUACGUCCAGCGGGUCGUCUGGAGGCUCAUUACGGUCCGUCCUCCACCUGCGUGGCGUGGAAGGAGCAGGUGCACCGCAGCUCGGAGGUGCGUUCGGUGCUGCAGUGUCCGGCGUCCGACAGCAGCCUGCUGCCGCUGAUGGUCAGCACGCUGGCUGUCCCCGACGACCUGCGACACAUCGCCAGCCACGGAGAGGAAGACUGGUACCCCGCCUACGUCAUCCACCUCCACCCUGUGGCCACGCUACGCAACCUGCUGCCCUACACCGUCCGCUACUUGAUGGAGAGCUCAGCAGACACUUACGAGCUUCAGGAAGGAAGCACGUCGGACCUCCUGAACGCUCGUGUCUCAGGUGAGAUCAUGUCGUUGGUGCUGAUGAGGUAUCAGGGCCGCGACUGGCACGGACAUCUUCGUGUCGAACAGGAAAUGCCGGAGUUCUUUGCCGUGUGUCUCACGUGUGACUCGGACACCAACAUGACGGUGGACGUGAGCGUUCACGUGACGAGGACGGCGAGCCGCCUGCUGCUGUCACUCUUCAGCCCGUACUGGAUCAUCAACAAGACUUCUCGAGUGCUGCAGUACAGAGCAGAGGACGUCAGCUUCAAACAUCCGGCCGACUGCCGAGACAUCCUCCUGUUCUCUUUCAGGAAAAAGAACCUCUUCAGCAAGAACAAGCUCCAGCUGUGUGUGUCCACCAGCUCCUGGUCUGAAGGUUUCUCUCUGGACACCGUGGGAAGUUACGGCUGCGUUCGCUGUCCGGCUAACAACAUGGACUUCCUGGUGGGCGUCAGUAUCCAGAUGAGCAGUUUUAACCUGACCAGGAUCGUCACCAUGAGUCCAUUCUACACUCUGGUCAACAAGACGUCCUAUGAGUUGGAGGUGGGAGAAGUCACCAGCCAGACCUCCACCAGGUGGCACUACAUCGCCACCACAGAGUGCCUCCCUCUGUGGCCGGAGAACACUUCGGGGAAGUUGUGUGUCCGUGUGGUCGGAUCUGAAUCCACCUCCAAGUACUUUUUCUUUAACCGACAGGACAACGGCACCGUGCUGAGCCUCGACAUGUGCGGUGGGAUCAUCGUGGACGUCAACAUCUCCGAUCUCUCCACCAUCAUCAGCUUCAGCGAUUACUAUGACGGAGCAGCUCCGGCCCUCCUGGUCAACCACACGCCCUGGGUCACCAUCAGCUACCGGCAAAGCGGCUCAGCGAUGGAUCACCAGCUACAACCCAACGAAGCCCGACGCUUUGCGUGGGACGACCCAGCCAGCGCCCGAACGCUCAGCUGGAGCUCCGGGGGACAUUCUGGAGAGCUGGACCUGCUGAAGGACGAGGUGGGUCAGUUCUCCUACGACAACUUGAGUCAGAUCCACUGGGUUUCCUUUCUGGACGGACGCCAGCGGGUACUGCUGUUCACCGAGGACGUCGCCGUGGUGACAAAAGCUCGGCAGGCCGAGGAGCUGGAACAAUUCCAGCAAGAAGUAAAGGUGUCGCUGCAGAACCUGGGACUGUCCCUGAUCAACAACAGCAGCCGGCAGGAGAUCGCUUACAUCGGCAUCACCAGCUCAGGUGUGGUUUGGGAGAUGAAGCCAAAGAAUCGCUGGAAGCCGUUCAAUCAGAAAAACAUCAUCCUGCUGGAGGAAACAUACCAGCGUCAGCUGAGCGGGAAGACCGAUGGGGGCUGGGUCAAACUGCAGACCAACCUGGAGGUGAACCUCAGUGGUGUGACCAUGAUGAUGCGUCAGCCGUUUUCCUGCCAGGUGAGGAGGAACUUCCUGUCUGGGAUCCAGGUGGAGUACAAACAGUCACUGCAUCAGCGUAGUCUGAGGGCCCAGCUGCACUGGCUGCAGGUGGAUAACCAGCUGCCAGGUGCCAUUUUCCCCAUCGUCUUCCACCCUGUUCCUCCUCCGAAGUCCAUCGCUCUGGACUCAGAGCCGAAGCCGUUCAUCGACGUGUCCAUCAUCACCAGGUUCAACCAGUACAGCAGCGUCAUGCAGUUCAAAUACUUCAUGGCUCUGGUUCAGGAGAUGGCGGUGAAAAUCGAUCAGGGUUUCCUGGAAGCCAUCUUGGCUGUUUUCACACCUGCCGCUGACCCCCAGGCCGACAGACAGAAGUCUCGCCUGUUAGAGAGAGAUCUGCAGCUGCUGCAGUCCGAGCUGACGGAGGUGUCGCUCACCGACACUUCAGGAAUCAGCUUCUUCGAACAUUUCCACAUCUCCCCCAUUAAGCUUCAUCUCAGUCUGUCUCUGGGCUCCAGCGGUGGGGACUCGUCUCAGGGGACAGUGUCCGUUGAGUCUCUUAACCUGCUGUUAAAAAGUAUCGGUGCCACGCUGACCGACGUUGAUGACCUCAUUUUCAAACUGGCCUUCUUCGAGGUGAAGUACCAGUUUUACAGCAGAGAGAAGCUGAUGUGGGCGGUGGUCCGGCACUACAGUGAGCAGUUCCUGAAGCAGAUGUAUGUUCUGGUUCUGGGUCUGGACGUCCUGGGAAACCCGUUUGGACUGAUCCGAGGUCUGUCUGAGGGAGUGGAGGCCUUCUUCUACGAACCUUUCCAGGGGGCGGUCCAGGGUCCAGAGGAGUUCGCUGAAGGUUUUGUGAUCGGAGUCCGUAGCCUGCUGGGUCACACUGUCGGUGGCGCUGCAGGGGUGGUUUCCAGGAUCACGGGGUCGGUGGGUAAAGGUCUGGCAGCCAUCACCAUGGAUAAGGAGUACCAACAGAAACGACGAGAGGAGAUGAACCGACCGCCUAGAGACUUCGGAGAGAGUCUGGCUAAAGGAGGAGUUGGACUGCUGAAGGGAGUCAUGGGUGGAGUAACAGGCAUCGUCACCAAACCUGUGGAGGGGGCGAAGAAGGAGGGCGCAGCAGGUUUCUUUAAGGGCAUCGGGAAAGGUCUGGUAGGCGUGGUGGCCCGGCCGACAGGCGGCAUCGUGGACAUGGCCAGCAGCACCUUCCAGGGCAUCCAGAGAGCGGCGGAGUCGACAGAGGAAGUGACCAAACUGCGGCCGGUGCGUCUGAUCAGGGAGGACGGGAUCAUCCGACCGUAUGACCUGACGGAGUCACGGGGCUUCGACCUCUUCCAGCCUGAUGAGGAAUAAACAGGGUUUGAGCGGAUCAACGUUUCAUUCAAGUGCUUUUAUAGACCAUAAACUACAUUCAGUCUUUCAUUCAUUCAUUCAGUCAUUCUUUCUCACAUGUAAAUAUUGUCAUUCAUCUAUAAAUAUGUUUUAUACAUGAACCAAUAAAUACCGAGAUAAUUCAGGUUUCUAUGCAUGCCAUAUCUUUUUCUCAAACCUCAAACAUUUUAUUACUUUUUUCUAGAAUAAACAUGUCUGCUUUUUAUUUCUGAAAUACUUAAGUACUUUAUUUUUUAUCUUUGUUCAUAACCAUGUAGAGUUUAUCGACCCAUCUACCAGGUAGUGGAACUGGUUUCCCUAGAAAGCUGUGGUUCAUGUGCCCUCUCCUGUAGAUCGUAGCAAUACUUUUGUAACAGACUUUGUUCUGGAGCGUAUCUAAGUCUGUGAUGUUGAAUGCUUCUGUGUAAUCCAGUCUGAACUCAUAUUAUGCAUCAGCAUGACCUCUGACCUCUGGCUGUGUCGUGCUCGUGUUGAGCUUUAAAUGUGUGUGUGUGUGUGUGUGUUGUUAGCUGAGCGAGAACACGGGGGAGUUCUGAAUGAAUCUGCAAACAUACCCCCCCCCCCCGUCAUGGUAAAUCAUAUUGUAGCUUUUAUACUGUGUAAUGUAAAGCAGACGAGAUGUUUAACCCUGUAAGACCCAACUAUAGAAAAAAAUGAUUUCACUCGUCAGAUGUUGCUGUAUGAGGCCUCUGAUGCAGAUAAUGAAGGAUUUUAGAAUUUUUUUUCUUUUAGUAAGUGUUUGGGGCCUUGCUGGGAGCAGAAUUUCAGCAUUUGCACUCACAUUGUCACACAAAUCUAUAGAACAGCUAUGGCAGUGUGGAUUGUAAAUAUCACGACUAGGAAUCACCCAACGGUCAUCAAGGGAAUCAGAAUUUAUUUUAAAAAAAAAACAAAAAAAACUAGAUAAAAUAUUAUAUACAAAACACAUUUAAAACUUUGUCAAAGAACCUCAUUGACAGUGAUAAUCCCAAAAGCACAAAAGACGGAGAUUACACUUCCCGUAAAGCUUCUUAGAAUGUCUUAUUUUUAGUCUUUGCUUGGAGAUAUGUUACCAUGUCACUGCGCACAUCUGUGGGUGGUUCACAUGACCUCUUAGCUGGGAUCCCAUUUGGUGGAUCCCCAAAACCUGAGGAUGGUCUCUUCAGGUCUCUGAGGCGUCACUGUUAGGGACGUCAAAGGGCUCCCACUGACUGAAGAUGGCCGCCCUCUCCUUGAAUCAGAUGCGAUGUGAUACAUUAAAGACCGUAUAAUCAGUGAAAUAUUAAAUAUGGUAAACAGCAGAAAUGGAUUCGCACCAGGGUGAGAGAGGAUGCGAGUUGCGCCUGGAACAGUCUCAUGUUCAGCAUCAGCACCACUGCUGACAUCUGGACCAGAGAAAUCUGAAUUAGGAGUGAUGAAAUCCUUUUUUCAGGAAGCGAUACCUGUCCCAGGGCGUCGGCGGUUAAGUUGCUUUUCUCAUCAUCGUCAUAAGCUGGACAAUCAGCGGGUGUCUGAUUCUCUUUGACCAGCUCAUUGAUAUGUUCAACAAGCUCUUCAUCACUCAAAUAACUUUUUUUUCGAAUUCGAAAAGCAAAAAUGGCAUCAUGUACACUGUGGUAAACAAUAGUUGCAAGAGUGUGUUCAGGUUUACAUAGUUUCAAUGCAGAUGAAUCCUAAUUAUGAUACAUUCCACUGAAGUGACACAAUACUGUGUGGCCAGCCUAAUGUGCACUCUACUUAACAUUAUGAAAGGGAUAUGCAAACCCCCAAACAUUCAGACCUGCCCUGAACAAUGCACCAUGCACGCAACCCCCCACAUUUCAGAACAUUUGUACCAUCCUCCAAACCACUCCACAAACAACUCCCCUGCCUUACUAAACAAGCAGAUAUUUGGAAAAACAAAUAAAGCUCAGAUAAAAAAAUAUAUAUUUUAUUGCUAACAUACAGGAACAAUUUCACAUAUUGGUACUAAAAUACUGCAACCAGAAAUUAUUUAUUCUUCAAGAACUAUACAAAUCUGGUCUAAACUGACAAUAAAACACAUCAAAUACAUUGUAUUUCUCUAAGUAUUUAUCCUAUUUGAGAACAUUUGAGAAGUGCAACGUCUCAAGUGCUACUUUGACUACCAUUCUCACCCAGCGUUGUAAAAUUACAACAAAGACAUAACAGCUGAAAAUCUAAUUUGACACAUGCAUUCCACAAUAAUAUUAUAUAGUAUAGUAUAUAAAUGAACUAGACAUUCUAACAAUCACAAAAAGAAUAUUUCAGGGAUUUUACUCACUUCAGUGUUGAAAUAUCCAGUCCCAUGAAACGAGGAGAAGUGCUUCCAGGAAAGUUUGCAGGUCGUAUGAGUUCAUGGCCUUGUGCCCAGACAUGUGUACACAUUUAGUAUCCAAUGGCAUUGUGAGGCUAAACAAUAGGACCCAUUGGCUAUGUACAUGUGGUCUUUCAAAAUAAAACAUUUGCAGAUGUAUUUUUUGGAGAGCUAAAAGUGAGCGGGUCUUACAGGGUUAACCUCACGCCACCUAUUAAUAAUCCAGCCAUCGCCUAUAACCGCUUCACCGUGCAGGGUCGCGGGGGGGCUGGAGCGAGAGGCGGGGUACACCUGGACAGGUCCCCAGUUCAUCACAGGGCCCUAUCAAUACUGUUAGUUCAGGAGCCAUCAGGUGGUUGAGUGAUUCAGUGAGUCAGCUGUUUUUUAACCCUCUGUGCUAUACUCACAUUUUGAAAAUAAUUAUUGUCUGAAUAUAGAGAUGCAGUGAAAGAUUAGAUUCAAAUAAAAAUUAAAUAAACUCUUAAAUUUAAAUCACCCGUCUGAGUAGCCAUCUUUAAAAGCUUCAGACGAACGUUACACAGCAGGAAAACCUUCCUCCUCCUCCUCCUUGAGCCUCAGCUGGCCCUCAGACCCUCCUGAGCUUACAGCUUUAUUUUUCUAGUCUUUCUUUAAGGUUCUUUUGUUCCUCACCUAAAGUCAGCGCACACUCACAGUGUCUGUCAGAAAGUGUAUAUAACCCUCGCAGAAGAAGGUGGCGUGGAACGUGGAAGAGGUGUGAACGGACGAAGCACAUCCAAAGGAACAAAAGGAGGAGACUGUCACUCAGAACAUUUCGGUGGUCAUGUUGUCCCCCACCUUUCACGGUAAAACCAUACAGACCCAACAACAGUGGCGCUGCGAUAUGUGAAUACCUUUUUCGAGAACUGAGUUGCCCCAGCGUUACGUUUGCUUUUGUUUUAAUCAUCUGCUCUUCAACUGUUGUUUCUGUAUCGUUACACCUUAUUAAUCCUUGAUUGAUCCUGUUGUUAGACAUUUACCAAUAAAUAAAUGUCCUCAUUUAAUCAGUAA